UCCCUUUGAAUAAUCCACAUCUAGGGCAAGCUGGUUGAGAGGCAAUCGAGUGCUCAGCUCCUCUCUGCAGGCUGAAAAAAGAGAGAGGGAGAGAAAGACAACGAAUUUCAGCGCAGGAGGAAAAAUGCAACAUUUGGACAGACCAGGAAGACGACAAGAAUUAACCAAGAGGAACAUUUUCUUCUGAGGAUACCAUUUAUUUAUACAUAUUGUUUAUAUAUCUAUAUAUAUUUGUACACACGCAUAUAUUUAUAUAUAUAUAUAUAUCUAUACAUUUAUCCUUGUACAUAUCUGUAUUUGUGCUUGUCUGUUUAUAUCAAUAUUUUUAUAUGUAUUCGUGUGUGUAAAUAUAUAUAUAAGCAAAAGAAUAUCUAUCAAUUUAUAUGCGUAUCACUGUGAAACGAGAAGCAAGAGGAAAUUUUUACCAUCAGGGCUGGUCUCUGAUUGCGUGCUCAUAUACAUAUUUUGAAUAUUUUCUUUUGCUCUUCUACUUCGAGAGGACGUGCCCAUUUUGUAUUUUUGCUUUCCUCUUUCUGCUUCACGCUCCUCUCAUAUAUUAUAUAUUUUUUGUAUCAUCCGAAAGGAGUAAAGCGGAGACUGGCAGGAUUUGCUGGAAGGGGAAAAGCUGUAGAAAUUCCUGUAAUUAGUGUUAUUUCCAUCUGCAUUAGUGCUCUGUGAACUGAUCACAGCGUGCUCCGUGUGAUCCGAGGAGGCAGCAGUGACAGAGUGCCACGCCGCUCAGCCCAGCGUCAGCGCAGCCAGCAUGCACAAACAUCACCACUGCUGCAAGUGCCCAGAAUGUUAUGAAGUGACCCGUAUGGCUGCCCUGCGAAGGAUGGAUGCCCCAUCUUAUGGAGGAGACUGGCAGGCCGAGCCCUAUGGAUACCCUCCUGGGUAUGGGGGAGGCCAAACCUUACCCCCUCCUGUCUCAGGAGGAGGUGGAAACAUGGGAGGAGGAGGGGGUACUUUAGGUAGAAGUAAGGGCAAGAUAUCUGGUGGGGGCCCUGGAGGACCUAACCCAAAGGGCCAAUCCAAGAGUGGCCCCAAAGUAAACGGCAACAAUUCCAGCGGUCAAGGAGGAUGGUGGCCGGAGUGCACCUGCACCAACCGGGAGUGGUACGACCAGGCAAACCCUCCCCCCAUCAUCGUCAAUGCAGACUCACUAGAUGCAGGCCCUUAUGUAAAUGGCAGUGAUGGGAUGUAUAAAUAUGAAGAGAUCAUCUUAGAAAGGGGGAACUCUGGCCUGGGCUUUAGCAUUGCUGGAGGAAUAGACAAUCCCCACAUCCCUGAUGACCCAGGAAUCUUCAUCACCAAGAUCAUCCCUGGAGGAGCAGCUGCUAUGGAUGGAAGGCUCGGGGUGAAUGACUGUGUGUUGCGUGUGAACGAUGUGGACGUGUCUGAGGUCGUUCACAGCCGGGCUGUAGAAGCGCUGAAGGAGGCGGGGCCAGUGGUGCGGCUGCUGGUCCGACGGAGGCAGGCCCCACCAGAAACGAUCCUGGAGGUCAACCUACUCAAAGGACCCAAAGGGCUUGGAUUUAGCAUCGCUGGAGGGAUUGGAAACCAGCAUAUCCCUGGAGACAACAGCAUCUAUAUUACCAAGAUCAUAGAAGGAGGAGCAGCCCAAAAAGAUGGACGGCUGCAGACUGGAGACCGCCUGCUAGCUGUUAACAACAUCGUGCUGCAGGAUGUGCGUCAUGAGGAGGCAGUGGCGGCGCUGAAAAACACCUCUGACAUGGUGUACCUCAAAGUGGCCAAGCCUGGUCCUGUCCACCUUAAUGACAUGUACGCGCCUCCGGACUACUCCAGCAGUCUGGCCCUCCCUCCAGCCUUCCCCACCAUGGUGGACAACCACGUCAGCCACAACUACAUGGGGGCUGUGGAGCCGAAGCCAGUGUACCCGCCACCCCAGGUCACCCCGUCCAGGUACUCGCCAGUUCCUCGCCACAUGCUAGGGGAGGAAGACUUUACAAGGGAACCAAGGAAGGUGUUGCUGCACAAGGGCUCCACAGGCCUGGGCUUCAACAUAGUUGGUGGAGAAGAUGGAGAAGGCAUCUUCGUUUCCUUUAUCCUGGCAGGGGGGCCGGCUGACCUGAGCGGCGAACUGAGGAGGGGCGACCGAAUUCUCUCAGUGAAUGGAGUGAAUUUAAGGAACGCCACUCAUGAGCAGGCAGCUGCAGCGCUGAAGAGAGCUGGUCAAACUGUCACCAUCAUUGCUCAGUACAGGCCUGAAGAAUAUACUCGCUUUGAGUCCAAGAUCCACGACCUGAGGGAGCAGAUGAUGAACAGCAGCAUGAGUUCAGGAUCAGGAUCCCUGCGCACCAGUGAGAAACGCUCCCUCUAUGUCAGAGCUUUGUUUGACUACGAUCGAACGAGGGACAGUUGCCUUCCCAGCCAAGGCCUGAGCUUCUCUUACGGAGACAUCCUCCAUGUCAUAAACGCUUCUGAUGACGAGUGGUGGCAGGCGAGGCUGGUCACCCCCCACGGGGAGAGCGAGCAGAUCGGAGUCAUUCCAAGCAAGAAAAGAGUGGAGAAAAAAGAGAGGGCCAGGUUAAAAACGGUCAAGUUCCAUGCCAGGACAGGCAUAAUCGAGUCCAAUCGGCCAGUCAAAGUAAAGCGCAAAAAAAGCUUCAACCUCUCACGCAAGUUCCCGUUUUACAAGAGCAAGGAGAAUAUCGUGCAGGAGUUGGUGGAAUCUGAACAAUGCCUGACAUCCAACACAAGUGACAGUGAAAGCAGUUCAAAGGGCCAGGAGGACACAAUUCUUUCCUACGAGCCAGUUAUCCGACAAGAAAUCCACUACACGCGGCCUGUGAUAAUACUGGGCCCAAUGAAGGACAGAGUCAAUGAUGACCUCAUCUCAGAGUUUCCUCACAAGUUUGGUUCCUGUGUUCCCCACACGACUCGUCCCAGGCGAGAGAAUGAGAUGGACGGGCAGGACUAUCACUUUGUGGGCUCACGAGAGCAAAUGGAGAAAGACAUUCAGGAUAAUAAGUUCAUCGAGGCUGGACAGUUCAACGAGAACCUGUACGGGACGAGCAUCUUGUCUGUCAGAACUGUUGCUGAGAGGGGAAAACACUGCAUCCUGGAUGUGUCUGGAAAUGCCAUAAAACGACUGCAGCAAGCACAACUUUAUCCAAUUGCCAUCUUUAUUAAACCGAAAUCCAUUGAAGCUCUAAUGGAAUUGAAUAAAAGGCAGACGUACGAGCAGGCCAAUAAAGUGUUUGACAAGGCAGUAAAGCUGGAGCAAGACUUUGGAGAGUAUUUCACAGCUAUUGUACAGGGCGACUCGCUAGAGGAGAUCUACAACAAAAUCAAGCUAAUCAUUGAGGAGCAGUCCGGGCCCUACAUCUGGAUCCCCUCCUCGGAGAAGCUCUGAGCUCCCUGCCAUCCCUUCUGCGUUGGCGCUGAGCUCUCCCCUCCUGCCUCCCACACACCACCCCCCAACUCAAGCCCAAAUAGUCCCACCCGCACUUCCUUUUUGCAGAUAUGUUUCAUAUCAAGUUUUAGUGUCAUCAUUAUGUUACUCUCUAAAUGAAAAAGAAGUCUUAUCACCAUUACUGUGACUGUGCACACCCCUGCAUGAGUUUCUCAACAAAUCCAUUCAAGACUGGAAACACCAUUCCAAAGGAAAUUUGUCAACUGAAAACUAAAGGGAAAAAGAAUAAUCCUGUUUAAGCUUUUAUUUUCCUCGUUUUUUUUUUUUGUUUUUUGUUUUUUUCUUUUUUGAACUGCGACUGAAGAGCAGAAUGUUUUACCGAAAUACAGAGUGAGGAUUGGGGGUGGGGAGGGGGCUGCAAAAAGAAGUUGUAGAGAAAUGGAGACGAAUCACACCAGGUCAGAACACUUUGUAAAUGUUCAUGGAAUCACAUUUAAAAACACAAGAUGAGAUCCUCAGACCAAAAAAAAAAAAAAAGGGUUUUUUUUAUUUUUUACUUAAAGGGGAAAAAAUAGAGACUGGAUCAAAGAGAGCUCUGCUGUCAGGUACUCUUCAGGAGUCAUCUUGAUUAUAGUGACAGAAGAUUGGAGGAGGAGCUGCAAAGUGGUGUAAUAUUUAUCACGGACCGCCGUGCUGACUGGUUCUUAAUGCUGCAGCGGAUGGACGUCUCGAAAGGCAGAAAUGUGUUGUGAAUCUCGACAUUUAUAUUAUAUAAAAAGAAAAUCACAAUAAAAUCCUACUGAGAUUUUACUACAGCUAAAAAAAAAUUACAUAUUUUACACUUCACUAGAAUUGUCGAUUUGGAGGGCUGUUAUUCGUUUCCCUCUUUUAUCUUUCCUUAGGAUUUAAAAAAAAAAAUGGUUUUGCUUUUGCUUGUGGUUUUUAGCUGCUCUGUAUAAAAGGCCGGGGUAGAGACGUGUAACUGGGCUCUCUGCAGAACACCAAAUUGCCUUAAAUCAAACACAAAUCUGUUUUGUCACUUCCUGUUGUCUGUGAGGGAGGCCGCACACAACUGACGAGGAAAAGAGGGAUAACAUUCUUUUUUUUGUUUGUUUGUUUUGUUCCCCGCCCCUUUGUGUCCUCAGACUGCCGGGAGACCUGAGUCGAGUGCAAUAGAUGAAGUCUCACCUUAUUGUGUAUCUGAACCUUUGUCCCGUCAGGACAUAAGAAUUAGGCCAUUGGAUGAUAAUUCUGACAGCCAGAGCCUCCUAACACACGGCGAGCAGCAGACCGCCCAAUUACACUCUCUGCCUAAUGAUCGAAUGGUCGCAUGGUACUGUCCUAUCUGCCGCCGUGGCGGCUGUUUUAAAACGGGUAGAACAAGACAACACAUGCGUUGGAUGUCCUCACGAAUAACAAUGUAAACCCUCCCCCACAAACACAACAACACUAAAGUUGGGUUUCAUUAAACGUGUGUGCUUUAUCUCCAAAUCUCUGGAUCUUGAAUCAGUCUGUUGUUGGCAGGUGCUGAACUGCUGUGUUGAGCUCUUAGUGGAUCUGAGGGGAAUUGGAUGAGACGCUAACUCUGAAAUAUAUAAACGCCACCCUGCCCCCAAAAUGUGAGCCAAUACACGCAGUUUGUCAGUGUCAAAUAUGAAGAAAUACAUGUGGUACUGUGUUUUUUGUUUUUGUUUUUAACCAAAGUGUAAUCAGGAUGGGUUUUUUUGUUUUGCUUUUAAUGAGCGUGGGGUUGUACAACAUUACCAGGAUCGAAAGAGACCUACUCCAUCUUUUAAUGCAGAUCUUGGCAACUGUUAAUGUGUGCACGUGAGAGGGCACACCUGAGCCGUUGGCGAUGUGGCGCACUGUGGCUCUCGAUCGUACAAACAUUUUUAUUUUUGCAUUCAGCUUAGGAUGAGAGCAGGUUUUUUUUUUUACUAGUUUUAAUCAUUUUUGUCCCUCGGAGAGUGAGAACCGUCAGAAGUGGUAACCCCGCCCACAGUGCACCUGUACCUGCAGGCAUUUUCUGAAUGGGUGUGCCCACCUGCCAGGCACCGCUGCUAAACCAGCUGUCAUUACCUGUGUCAAAACCAGGGUUCAGGGAAUAACCGAAGGGAACAGAGCCAUUUCUAAACCUGCUUGCAGACUGUUUGAGGGUGUGGUAGCUGUACAAUGUAAAUAUGCCCCCUCCCUCCCCUCCCCCAAGCAGAUCCCCCUCACCUGUGCUUCAUGCAUGUGUGAAUCAAACUGGGAUUAACAUUUUAUAGACCACAAAUGUCAGGUAAGUAAAGUCUGAGCUACUCUUGAGAUAUAAUUUCCAUACAAAUGUGCUGUAUUGUUAGUAUUUCUCUUCAGAUGCCUAUCGGAACAAUUAACUAGUCAGUUGGAAACUCAGUUCCUCCACGUAGGGCCUGUCUACAUGUGACUUUCUUGUGGAUCGUGUCUGACUAUAGAUUUAAAAAAAAAAAACCUGUAUAUUGUAAAGACGCAGGCAAAAAUCUACACAACACAGAAACCAGGAGCAUUGAUCAAUGCAUCAUUUAGAGGUUUAAGAUGGGUCUGCUCUGGUGUUUAGUUCUCAUACAGCUGACUGUUAACGAUGUGUGUGUGGUACUCGUACCUCAGUCAGCCAUGUCAAAACCCAAAGAACUUGAUUUCAUUCUACUGUGCGUUGAGGUUGUGGUAUCUGACCAGAUGGAACCUGAAUGCCUCUGUGUGUAUAACUGACGAGGGCCUUUGUUCCGCUGACAGAAGUGACAUGCUUUUAUUUUCGGGUGGGAGGGGGUUGGAAUGGGUGGGGUGGAGGUUCUCCUUUGUACUUUUGGGUGAUGAUGUUUAUGUUCUAGCACAUCUGUGCAGUAAGUGCUUGCAAACAUGAACCCUUUGAUUGUACAGUAGUUCUCCUUCCUGUCACUGCAGGUGGUACAGCCUAUCAGGACACUUGGCCUCGUGGUCUUCCCUGUCCUAGUCAUGAGGGGGAAACACAGUCCUGCAAUAUUUUGUUUGGGUUUUAUUUUGGGACUUGACAAGAGUUUAUUUGUUUGAAAAUAAAAUGUGACUCAG
Messenger RNA from Thalassophryne amazonica, 6439 nucleotides. RefSeq names its product discs, large homolog 3 (Drosophila) (gene dlg3). The record is from RefSeq and is a predicted model, not a curated record. The transcript has 21 exons. Gene Ontology annotation, cellular component: neuron projection; neuromuscular junction; postsynaptic density membrane. Gene Ontology annotation, molecular function: kinase binding. Bases 764 to 3376 code for a protein of 870 amino acids. NCBI's taxonomy places the organism in Eukaryota, Metazoa, Chordata, Actinopteri, Batrachoidiformes, Batrachoididae. Gene Ontology annotation, biological process: chemical synaptic transmission.